Messenger RNA from Cucurbitaria berberidis CBS 394.84, 537 nucleotides. RefSeq lists its product as uncharacterized. NCBI's taxonomy places the organism in Eukaryota, Fungi, Ascomycota, Dothideomycetes, Pleosporales, Cucurbitariaceae. The transcript has 3 exons. Bases 1 to 537 code for a protein of 178 amino acids. The record is from RefSeq and is a predicted model, not a curated record.
AUGACAUCACUCCCCGCUAUCAGCAGUCUACCACACUCUCCAGACUCUGAACUCACACACGCCCUGGACCUUCUCUUCGAGCCAUCACCGCAAUUAAAUGCCCUCACUCUCCCCGUGCUACGUUCAACCACGUUUCCCGACUAUGAAACACUCAUAGUCGCCAUCAAUGCUCUGUUGAGUUCCUUGGCCAUGUCUGAAGAUCCAGAUGAUGUGGAGAAGCUCUCAGAGAUUUUAUGCUCUCAUCCAAGACUAGGAGAGAAGAAGGUGGAGAGCGAGCAGAGUCGGAAAGAGCAGGCGCAGCUGCAAUCUGGUGGCGAGGAGGAGAAGGAGAAGUUGGCGAAGCUGAACAAGGAGUACGAGGAGGCGUUUCCCGGCUUGAGAUAUGUUGUCUUUGUAAACGGUCGUCCGCGACCCGCCAUCAUGGAGAACCUACGCGCUCGUAUUGACCGCGGCGACAUCAAAGCCGAGCGUCAAGAGGCCAUCCAGGCCAUGUGCGACAUCGCAGUAGACAGAGCAUCCAAGCUCCAAUCAAGAUGA